UAUGUUUUCAGUAUUCCACAUCAAAACAUCAUGUAGUGCACAGGGCAUUAAAGUGUCACUGCCCCAAUCCCAGCUACCUAUCCCUGUACAUUACAGCAGUCACGGGAUCUGGCCCUUCCGGGUGGGGGGGGCGCUCUCUUGCUGCAUGGCAGUGGGUGCAGGAGGGUGCUUUCCUAGCCGUUCCAAGCUUUUCAGGUUUGAAUCGGUCCCGGGGGCUCUCUCUCUCUUAUCUUGUCUGAUUUAUUAAUCUCAAUUUCAAUUAAAUUGUAUAUAUUGUGUUAUUUUGUAUUCCGAUAUUAUAGUAAAAUAAGUUUUCCUCCAUAGAUUGUUGCCGCUGCUCUUUUCCUCCCUUCCUUCCUUCCCAUUUUUGUGGGACUGGGGUGGGGGGGGAGGGCAGAGGCCUGUCUCCCCUGUCACGGACAUAGAUUGAUCUGGUCAACUCCGUGACAGAUUUUUGGCGCCCAACGUGGGGCGAUACAGCAGAAGAAGUCUUUACGAAAGGAGAGCGAAUAAUCCAAAUUCUUCUGAGCGCUGGUUUUGCUAUUAAGCAAAGCAAAGUGAAAGGACCUGCCCAGGAGAUUGAGUUCCUAGGCAUAAAGUGGCAAGAUGGCCGUCGUCACAUCCCGACAGAUGUGAUCAACAAAAUCACUGCUAUGUCUCCACCCACUAGCAAAAGAGAGACACAAUCUUUUCUGGGUGCAGUGGGCUUUUGGAGAAUGCAUGUUCCAAAUUACAGCCUCAUUGUAAGCCCCCUUUAUUAUGUAACGCGAAUGAGAAAUGAGUUUACAUGGGGCCCUGAGCAGCAGCAGGCUUUUGAACAGAUUAAGCAGGAGAUAGCCCGUGCCGUGGCCCUAGGGCCAGUACGGACGGGACAGGGUAUAAAGAACAUCCUCUGCACUGCUGCUGGAGAGAAAGGUCCCACUUGGAGUUUGUGGCAAAGAGCCUCAGGAGAGACCCGAGGCCGACCCCUGGGAUUCUGGAGUCGAGCCUACAGGGGGUCAGAAGAGCACUACACUCCAACUGAAAAGGAGAUCUUAGCCGCUUAUGAGGGGGUUCGGGCUGCUUCUGAAGUAGUCAGUACUGACACACAGCUCCUUCUGGCACCUCGACUGCCAGUGCUGAACUGGAUGUUUAAAGGAAAGGUUCCCUCCACCCAUCAUGCUACUGAUGCCACUUGGAGUAAGUGGAUUGCACUGAUUACACAAGGAGCACGGAUGGGGAACCUCAGCCGUCCAGGAAUCCCAGAGGUCAUCAUGGACUGGCCUGAAGGUAAAAAGUUUGGAACACCACCGGGAGAAGAAGUAUCACGUGCUAAAGAAGCCCCACCAUACAAUGAACUACCAGAGAAUGAAAAGAAAUAUGCCCUAUUCACAGAUGGAUUGUGUCGUAUUGUGGGAAAGCAUCGCAGAUGGAAAUCUGCUGUGUGGAGCCCCACACGACAAGUUGCAGAGGCCACUGAAGGGAAAGGAGAAUCAAGCCAAUUUGCAGAGGUAAAGGCUGUCCAGCUGGCCUUAGAUGUUGCUGAACGGGAGAGGUGGCCAAUGCUCUAUCUUUACACUGACUCAUGGAUGGUGGCAAAUGCCUUAUGGGGGUGGUUACAGCAGUGGGAGCAAAAUAACUGGCAAAGAAGGGGUAAACCUAUUUGGGCUGCUGAACUGUGAAAAGACAUUGCUUCCUGAAUAAAGAAUAUGGUUGUGAAGGUGCGUCAUGUAGAUGCUCAUGUGCCCAAGAGUCGGGCUACUGAAGAACAGCAAAACAACCAUCAGGUAGACCGAGCUGCCAGAAUUGAGGUGGCUUAAAUAGACCUGGACUGGCAGAACAAGGGUGAACUAUUCCUAGCUCGGUGGGCCCAUGAGACCUCAGGUCAUCAAGGGAGAGAUGCAACAUACAAAUGGGCUAGAGACCGAGGGGUGGACUUAACUAUGGAAGCCAUUGCACGGGUUAUUCAUAACUGUGAAACAUGUGCCAUCAUCAAACAAGCCAAGAGGAUGAAAUCUCUCUGGGAGGAAGGGCGAUGGCAAAAGUACAAAUAUGGGGAGGCAUGGCAGGUUGAUUAUAUCACCUUGCCACGAUCUCGCAAUGGUGAGCAUUAUGUGCUUACUAUGAUGGAGGCAACCACUGGGUGGCUUGAAACAUAUGCAG
This is a messenger RNA of Tympanuchus pallidicinctus (lesser prairie-chicken), 2142 nucleotides long. RefSeq lists its product as uncharacterized. The coding region runs from base 654 to 1661 and encodes 335 amino acids. The record is from RefSeq and is a predicted model, not a curated record. Gene Ontology annotation, molecular function: RNA-DNA hybrid ribonuclease activity; nucleic acid binding. Lineage: Eukaryota; Metazoa; Chordata; Aves; Galliformes; Phasianidae. The transcript is spliced from 2 exons.